GUAGCUGCUAUAGGGAUAAGAAGCCCGGAAACUUUGCUCCGGUACAGGGUUUCAGGAGAUAGUAAGUCUCCCAACUGGAAGAAGAAAACAGCCACAACAGGAUAUAAAUGUGGUAAACAGAGGGAGCCAGGAAAGAGAUGGAACUCCGUGGUUUGGGGCUCAAGGGGGACACUGAGGUAGACACUUCCUUUGGCCCGCCGGGCGGUGGUAGCGAACGCCUUUAAUCCCAGCACUCGGGAGGCAGAGGCUGAAGGUUCGAGACGCAGCCAUUGCUGACUACGGAAAUGGCCUUGGCCCAGCAACCGGAACCAGAAACUGACCGGCCACCGCACAAACGCCCCCUAACGACCAGCAAACCCUGGAGGGUAGCUCAUGGGAAGCGGCCGGGCUUUUCCGGGAAAACACUUAACCGCGGAGAGAACCAGAGCGCGGAGGGGAGGGAAGGCCAGCCCUCGCGGCGGGUGUGGCUCUGCAUCCCCGCGGGGGCCUUCUCGCGCAGGCGCAGACCUUCUCCGCUCAGAAACCACACGUCACCGGUGAGAAGCUGUGCCGAGCCCAACAUGAGCUUCACUUCCAAGCUGCUACCUAUCUCUGCCUCUUGCGGAGCGUCCGGCAACACGUAGCCCUUCACCAGGAAUUUCAUGGCAGGGGCGAGCGUUCGUUGGAG
This is a messenger RNA of Mesocricetus auratus (golden hamster), 667 nucleotides long. RefSeq names its product formation of mitochondrial complex V assembly factor 1 homolog (gene Fmc1). Gene Ontology annotation, cellular component: mitochondrion. NCBI's taxonomy places the organism in Eukaryota, Metazoa, Chordata, Mammalia, Rodentia, Cricetidae. The record is from RefSeq and is a predicted model, not a curated record. The coding region runs from base 285 to 623 and encodes 112 amino acids. The transcript has 4 exons.